Molecule: messenger RNA, 2391 nt
Organism: Diaporthe citri
Lineage: Eukaryota; Fungi; Ascomycota; Sordariomycetes; Diaporthales; Diaporthaceae
Exons: 3
Coding region: 1-2391 (796 amino acids)
Source: RefSeq, a predicted model, not a curated record
AUGCGUUUCCAAUCCGCUGGGGCCUUUGCCUCGCUCCUGCUCUUCUCCCGCGUCGCCGUCGGAGCUGCCCUUGCAGAGCCAGCAAAUGCCACCCUCCCAAUUGAAGAUGACGAUACUUGUGACCCGGAUCUCGAGGAGACUGUGACUGCCACAGUGUUGCCUAUUUCAUCUGCGGCAGCGGUCCCUACGCCAACCGGUGUUGCGUCCAACGCCGAGAGCGCUCCUCCUGCUCCCAUCGCCAACGGCACGGUGCCCACGUCCGCCCAAGAGGAGCUCACCACUCUCACCGUGCUGUCGACCCAGGUCCGAACCGUCAUCAGCUGUGCCCCCACAGUCACCAACUGCCCGGCCGACUCUUCGUCCCUCUCGAACCUGGCCUCCACAGCCCCCGAGCAGGUGUCUACCGUGCUCGUGACGGAUGUUGUGCAGCUCGCCACGACAAUCUGCCCCGUGACAGCCGCCGAGUCGGUCUCUUCCAGCGUUAUUUCUGUUGCUGCCACAGGCGGCAUCACCGGUACGACCAUCACGCAAUCCGCGAGCCUCCCCGCUUCCCUCCCAACUGAUGCCCCGAGCCCCUCGGACACUGGGGCCGGUGCUGGUCCUCAGCCGUCCGGAGAGGCCGCCACCUCGUCCGCAAUUUCUGCAGGUAUCCCACCCGAGUCUGCUGCCGUCCCACCCGAGUCUGCUGCUGAGGUCCCAUCCGGCUCUGCCAUUCCUCCUCAAGAAAGCUCUUCGCCUGAGACAGGUGCUUCCCAGGCACCGCCAGCACCCACGGGGGCUGUUCCUCAGCCUCCUUCCAACAGCACUGGAGUGAGGCCCUUCCCCGUCGGCAACUCAUCCAUCCCUUCCGUUCAGGAGGUGACUUCGACCGUGUACGCCACCAACCUGUACACGGUUACGUCUUGCGCCGCCAGCAUCACCAACUGCCCUGCCGGAAGCUCUGUUGCCACUGAGAUCGUCCCUGUGUCGACCACCGUUCUGAAAACCACGCUCGCUUCAUCCGAGAUUGCUUCCCUCUCGUCGGUCGCAGCUAUCACAGGUGCCCCUGAGACCACUCCGGCCCCUGGCGGCGAGCAGACCACCCUGACUGUCCAGGUCACACACCUCCACACCGUCAUUUCUUGCGCUCCUACCGUCACAAACUGCCCCGCGGCCACCGCCACCAAGGAGAUCUCCGAAGCCAUCUCCUCCCACGGAAGCUCUGCCGUUCAGCCAGUUAUUGUGACCAGCAUUGUCGGUGAAACAACCACUGUGUGCCCCGUUACCGAGGCCUCUGCCGUGUCAUCACAGGUCGGCGCCAGCCUGAGCUCUGCUGUGGUGACCACCACUGUCGGCGGCUCCGCCUCUUUCUUCAUCCCCGGUGCCUCCAGCGUCCAGACCGCCGUUGUAUCCCAGACAUCUGUGCUGACCACGGCCACGCCCGUCGUUUCAUUCCUCACGGUGACCCUCGGCGAUGGCGUUGAGAGCACUUCCACCAGGGUCGUUGAGCAGCCUCAAACCGUCACGACUAUCGUCCCACAGGCAUCGGCUUCCUCUUCUGUUGAGGCCGUCGCUGGGUCCUCGUCCACCGCUGUUAUCGUAUCUGUGUCCCCAGUCGUUUCUGUGAUCACCAUUACCCUGAGCGAUGGCUUCGAGAGGACCUCAACCAGCUCUUUGCAAGUCGCUUCGACCAUUACAACGGUUGUGCCUGCUCCUACAACCCCAGCAGCUGAGACUCCCGCGGCUGAAACCCCGGCCCAAGAAACCCCGGCCCAAGAGACAGUUCACACCACGGUUCUCAGCACAAGCAUUGUGCGAGUCCCAAGCGUGGUUACUGUCACAGUUUCGGGCAUUGCUCAGGAGUCCAGCACCGUCAUCGAGUCCACCAGCGUCCACACUUCGAUUGUGGAGCCCUCGCCCAGCGCCCCAGCCUCGGAGGUUGUGUCAAACCUCGUUUCCACCAUCUACGAGACGGUCACCUCGCAGAUCCCCGUCGAGACGAUCCUCACCGUCACCCUGGGCGACCAGGUCCUCACGUCCACCAUCUCGACGGCGGCCGCCGUGCAGACCGCCGAGACCACCGCCCCGCCCCAGGUCUCAACCGUCUAUGUCACCGUGGGCUCCGGCUCCGAGACCAGCGUCAUGACGAGCACCUUCACGGCCAGCGAGGUCGUCGCCAAGGAGACCCAGACCCUGACCCUGACGGGCAGCGCCGGCGUCGUCUCCACCUACACCCUGACCAUGAGCCAGGCCACCACCGUCACCCAGGAGGCCCCCAAGCCCACCAACCAGGGCAACGUCGCCAGCGCCUGCGUGCCGUCCACCGUCACCCUCGUCAGUGUGUCGACGCUCUGUGCUCGAAGCGGCAACGCUUGUGCUACGGCUACGAACCUGCCCCUGGCCAGGUUCUAA